Messenger RNA from Oncorhynchus keta (chum salmon), 2764 nucleotides. RefSeq names its product zinc finger protein OZF-like. Gene Ontology annotation, molecular function: RNA polymerase II cis-regulatory region sequence-specific DNA binding; DNA-binding transcription activator activity, RNA polymerase II-specific. Lineage: Eukaryota; Metazoa; Chordata; Actinopteri; Salmoniformes; Salmonidae. Gene Ontology annotation, cellular component: nucleus. Bases 861 to 2273 code for a protein of 470 amino acids. The transcript has 2 exons. The record is from RefSeq and is a predicted model, not a curated record. Gene Ontology annotation, biological process: regulation of transcription by RNA polymerase II.
CUCUGGAAGGCAAUCCCUCUCUGGAAGGCAAUCCCUCUGGAAGGCAAUCCCUCUGGAAGGCAAUCUCUCUGGAAGGCAAUCUCUCUGGAAGGCAAUCUCUCUGGAAGGCAAUCUCUCUGGAAGGCAAUCUCUCUGGAAGGCAAUCUCUCUGGAAGGCAAUCUCUCUGGAAGGCAAUCCCUCUGGAAGGCAACCCUCUGGAAGGCAAUCCCUCUGGAAGGCAACUGGACAUUGGCAAGUAGUAUACUCGGAAACGGUGGGCAAAGUGCACGCCUACGGAGCCUGACCAGGAGGCCGCUCAGUCUGCCUGUUCUGCGGCAACAUUGUUUUGUGUCGGCUUCUGGGAUUAGAUCCACUGUCCUGGGUGGUGGUCCGAACUAAGGAUCCGCUUCGGGAAAGUCGUAUUCCUGGUCGUAAUGUUGGUAAGUUGACAUUGCCCUUAUAUCCAAUAGUUAUUCCCAGCUGUAUGUAAUAAGACUUAAGAUUUCUUGGUGGUAACAAUAUAAGAAAUACAUAAAAAAAAAACAUGCAUAGUUUCCUAAGGACUCGAAGCGAGGUGACCAUCUCUGUCUGCACCAACUUGCAUCAAUCAAUAUUAUCUCAGGGGUGAACUCCAAUUAUUCUGAUAGGUUCUGAACAUAAGCCGGGACAUUAAGAGUUAUCAGUUUUGACAUUUGUUUUAAGAGUGAAAAAAUAUAAACAUCUUCCAUUUGAAAAAUGUGCCAAAGUUAUUUGGGAAAAAAACUGUACUUUUAUGGAAAGUAGUGAACGAUUACACACUUCAGGAGAAAGGAGGUAUUAUAAGGAUGCAGCCAUCAAUCAGAGAUUUAGACUAAUCAAAUGUUUGGUCUAAUGAUAUACUAUGUACAAUACUUUCUGUGGUCACCAGGACAGAGCUAAUCCGUCCCCCUCCACCCUGCCAGAGUCCCCUGGUCACAACUCUCCUGGUAGCUCCUUACUGCUGGGUCUGAAGAGGGUGUCUGUGCUGCUGGUCGACUGCAGGAAAACACCAGGGCAGAGUGGAGCUGUGAGAGAAGGACACAAGGAGGGAGAUGGAGAUUUGAUUUCAUCAAGUAAGAACAAUGGGGACUCUCCUAACCGUCUCUCUCUCAGUGGGAGGGACUUAUCAUCUGGGGAGCUUCAACUACAACAUGUUGCUGACGAGGCAGAGAAGAGUCUCUCCCAAUCAGAACACCUCAAACACCAGCACAGACGUACAGGGAAGAAAUCUCACCACAGCUGCUCUGACUGUGGGAAGAGUUUCACUACACGGAGGUCCUUCAUAAUUCACCUGCGUAUUCACACCGGAGAGAAGCCUUAUCGCUGUGAUCAGUGUGGGAAGUUCUUUGCUCGAGUUUCCAACCUGACUACACACCAGCGAACACACACUGGAGAAAAGCCUUACAGCUGUGAUCAAUGUGGGAAGAGUUUUGCUUCAUAUAACACCUUCAAAUAUCAUCUGAGAAUUUAUGAAGGGGAGAAGCCUUACCGCUGCCUUGAUUGUGGGAAAAACUUUGUUAAUGCAGGAGCCUUAACCAUACACCAGCGUGUACACACAGGAGAGAAGCCUUAUAGCUGUCAUCAGUGUGGAAAGAGCUUUGCUGUAGCUUCCACCCUGAUUAGACACCAGCGCAUACACACUGGAGAGAAGCCUUAUAGCUGUAAUCUGUGUGGGAAGAGCUUUGCUGUAUCAGAUAAACUAACUAUACACCAGCGCAUACACACAGGAGAGAGGCCUUAUAGCUGUGAUCAGUGUGGAAAGUGCUUUGCUUUAGCUUCCACCCUGAAUAAACACCAGCGCAUACACACUGGAGAGAAGCCUUAUAGCUGUGAUCAGUGUGGAAAGAGCUUUGCUCGAGUUUCCACCCUGACUAUACACCAUCGAACACACACUGGAGAAAAGCCUUAUAGCUGUGAUCAGUGUGGAAAGAGCUUUGCUCUAGCUUCCACCCUGACUGCACACCAGCGAACACACACUGGAGAAAAGCCUUAUAGCUGUGAUCAUUGUGGAAAGAUCUUUGCUGAGUCAGGGACCCUGAAUACACACCAGCGAACACACACUGGAGAGAAGCCUUAUAGCUGUGAUCAUUGUGGAAAGAGCUUUGCUGAGUCAGGGACCCUGAUCUCACACCAGCGAACACACACUGGAGAGAAACCCUAUGUCUGUCUAUGUGGAGAGAGCUUUGCUCGUUUAGGGCCAAUUAAAAAACACCAGAAAGCUCAAAUUUGCCAUAUUUCAACUCCCUCCUAUUUGACACAAUUUCCAGAUCCCUAAAUAAAGGAUCAGUAGAACACAUCUAGUGAACAGUCAUAUCCAUCUCCCAUUCUGAAACAGUUGCUUUAGUCUGAUCACCAUGAAAACCUCUGUGCAACAUAAUAUGCAGCUCUGAUCUAGGAUCAGGUCUCCCCUGUGUCUAUGUAAUAUCACACAUUGAUUUAAAUUGAUAAAUGUUAUCAUAGAUAAUGUCAUAGUGAACCUGUGUGUUGGAGGGGGUGUUGAUAAUUGUAUCUUCUUUCAUAUACUCGUGAUACUAUUAUUAUUAAAAUGUCAUUAUGUAGAAUGUUUGAACAAUAGGUGUAUAUUGGGCGGCAGUUGGGCGAGUAACCGGAAGGUUGCUGGAUCGAUUCCCAAACUGACAAGGUAAAAAUCAGUCAUCUGACCCUGAAGAAGGCAGUUACCCCACUGUUCCCCGGUAGGCUGUCAUUCUAAAUAAGAAUUUGUUCUUAACUGACUUGCCAAGUUAAAUAAAGUUUCAAUUAAAAUAA